ACGAUGCCUAUACUUAAUUUCUAAAUAUUGGGUUGUUGAAACAGCAUUGCCGAUUUUUCUAACUAGAUGGCUAUAAGGUCACAAAUCUUGGCGUUGCUGUUAGUUGGAAGGUGAGAUUUGCCAGUAGUAACUGUGCUAAAAUGGUGGGAAUGCCUUUACUUAAAUUUAAUAUAGAACGCCUCGAAGUGAAACGUCUACAAAAAUUCGCUCUAUUUUACAAUUCUAUAACAAUAAAAGCACAAAGGUCGCCCAGAUCUAUGAAAAAAUGGGCGCCGGUCAUGGUCACCAUGUGUUAGCGGAAGAAAUAGCUCAAAUAUAGUUCCGGGCGUUCAUUUUCGUCCGAUGUGAAAAAUGCUUCUCCUAGUGAUUGACGAAUUAAUGAAAGGUUGAUUCAUUCACUGGGGAAAUCAAGAAGACUGACACGUGAGUAGACAUGAUAUCGUUAAGAAACUAAAUACCCACUACCAAACGGCUGUGAAGCAUUUGAAAAAGCUGGAAACAAAAAAAUGCUUGGGUGCCACACGAAUUGACGCAAAAAUCAACUCUUUCGUAUUUUUAUCUGCAAGAAUGCAAUAAACUUGAGCCAUUUCAAAAGCGGUCGAUCACGUAGGGUAAAAAAUAAAUCACAUAUAAACAAUAAUAAAAAACCAAAUCAAAAAACGCUGUACAAUCUGUGGCAAAAGCCAGAUUGACGCCAAAAAAGUGAUGUGUUUGGUAUUAUUGGAAAGGAAUCGUACAUGAGUUGCUGCGAAACAACCCAAUCAGGCUUCUACUGUCAACAGGUGAUCACUCUUUCGGAUUUAGAAUGUGACUACCUCAACGCUCAGGAAUGUUGCACAAAACUUAACAAGUGGGUCUUGGUAGAGCUCACUGCACAAGCGUUCCUGACCAUAUUUCUUCUCCUCAUUAACGGACAUUGGAUUCUCUUUCUUGCCAACGCACCACUCACUGGAUGGUUGCUUUACAGGGUUUUAAAAGUACCCGGUGGCAAUGUCGGUGUCUAUGAUCCAACGGAGAUUCACAAUCGUGGCGGCCUUAAACUUCACAUGCGUGAUUCAAUGAUCCGCCUCGCUUUUUAUCUCAUUAUGUUCUUCAUCUAUCUCUAUUGCAUGAUCAUCGGGCUUCUAACAAGAACGAGUCCGAGAACCGUUGGGGCUGCAGGAGAAUUUUAGAUUACGUUCAGUUCUAUUAUGGAACUCGUAGCAAAUCAAAACACCUAAGAUGAGAUUUAGUUAUGAAGGAACCGGGCUGUUGCCAUGAUAGGGGUCGAUACGAACGGUCUUCUAUAGCAAUAUGAACGAUAAAGGACUCUAAGCUUACUCUCUUGAACCGUUUACAUGUGAGAUGCACUUAUCAGGACUUAGUUAAAGUGCACCCCGUAAAAACAUACAGUUCUCGGCUGCAAUAUUUAAUGCUGAACCAUUUUCUCGAUUAAAAACCCCUGCUUUUCAUCACAGUUCUUCUAAGAUUAAUCGGAAAAAAAAGACAUGUACAAUAACUUCUGAGAAUACCUUGCCCCUUGAACCACAGUCUGCGUAUGUUCCGAUAGUCAUUCGAUGGAAGUUUCGAGAAUCGUCAGCUUCAAAAGGUACUACCGUGGCUGUACGAAGCUGGAUGUAAUGAUUACUUAUUGAACUCAAGACGAAGUCACAACUGCGAGACUGAUGCACAACGAUGACUUAUAAAAUCUCGCUAUACAUUGAUACAGAAUAGCUAAUGUUUAGCAGUGCGUUGUCUGUACAAAUUAAUGGAUAAAAGGAAAAUAAUACUGACGGAAAUAGGUAAUGAAAGGACAAGCGAUAUAUAGAGCUGGCUAUUAUAUAUUUAGUUCUUGUGUACGGAAAAGAGAAUCGAGAAAAAAAACAUACAAAAACGAGAGAAAGUAAAUCGUUCGGUCAAAUUUCUGUACGCCUACAGGGACGAACAUAAAAAAUAUGCCUGUUUUUUCAAUGUUACUCAAAUGUUGAUAUUGAUUGUUUGUCGAUCUAUCCAAACAGUGGUAGUAUUCGGUCAGAGUCAUGAUGACGAUUUUAUUGCGACGUUUUCUGAAACAUGUGAAAAUGAAACGCAAACAAGGACUGCAGAUGGCAAACUAUCGGAGGCAGAACCUGUGCUCGGAAAUAUUUUACAAGAUCAAUUAUAAAAACGUUCUGUUUUUUCAUUUCUCUUGGCUCGCCGCUGCGUUUCAGAUUGAGCUGUAAAUAUCUCGUUAUUAGUGUCAGCAAUGGAUGCGCCUUAUUUUUUACAUGAUAGUAUAAUGGGGGAAUUAAUAACGACGUUCUGAUGCAUUUCAAACUAAUUUUAAUUGAAGAAAAGAAAUUUCAGACAUUCCGUUAAAACUUUCACAAUUACGCCUACGAAUUUCCUCCCAAGCAAACAAUUCGUAACAUCUACGACGUCCUUUCAGGUUUUAUGGUCUUACAUCGCGGCUUUUUAUUCUACUUAGUUUCAUGAAUUAGUACUUAAAUGCUUACCAAAGCUGCAAUAUGUACAUAGUUUACUUUCAGAUGGCUGACUACUUAUAGUAGUUAUCUGUUAUAGUCAGUAAAUGUGACUAGUUAUUACGACCGUCGACCGGCCAUCAGAGAAGUUGACUUAGGUUAUGUGUAGAUAAGCUUUAACUUAUUGUACCAUUAACUAGCCCGCAACGCUCCAAGCCAGUAACGCCACUAUUGAAACGAAACGUUAUCUCAAUUGGUUCGGUUUGAAGGCAUUUUUAAGUACGCUACAUAAACGGAACGUCUCUGGAAACCUCCUACCUAUUUUGUAUAUGCAGUCAGCGGAACAAAUUCGAUGUCAACAACGUGUAAAUAAAAACAUACAUUUUAAGCA
Varroa destructor (honeybee mite) is the source of this 2832-nucleotide messenger RNA. RefSeq names its product cornichon-like protein (gene cnir). Lineage: Eukaryota; Metazoa; Arthropoda; Arachnida; Mesostigmata; Varroidae. Gene Ontology annotation, biological process: vesicle-mediated transport. The record is from RefSeq and is a predicted model, not a curated record.